Molecule: messenger RNA, 333 nt
Organism: Caenorhabditis briggsae
Lineage: Eukaryota; Metazoa; Nematoda; Chromadorea; Rhabditida; Rhabditidae
Gene: Cbr-egl-1
Product: Protein CBR-EGL-1
Exons: 2
Coding region: 1-333 (110 amino acids)
Source: RefSeq, a predicted model, not a curated record
AUGCUCACAUUCGCCUCAACUUCUACUUCUGAUCUCUUCUCGAUGCCUUCAUCCCAAUUCGAGUACAUCAAACCUUCCUACGACAAGAAGAUGUUCAACUUCUCUUCUUCCUCUGAUGACGCCGUGACGUCUUCUUCUGAUUUCGCUGACGAUUCUGGAUUUUUUGAUGACUCCGACGAAUCCAGCCACACCAUCAGCUCCAUCGGUCACGACAUCGGCACCAAGCUGGCAGCCAUGUGCGAUGCUUUCGACGCCGAAAUGAUGUCCUACUCCAGAAGACGUGACACCUCCAGAAGCUUGCUCAACCGUGUGCUCGACUUCUUCGCCUUCUAA